AUGGAUUGGACUGGGGCAAUCACUGUCCUCCUCAUUGUCUAUGUUUCAUACCUUCUUCUCCUGUCAGCGAAGAGACAACUUUCUCAGAAGAGGAGACUUCCUCCAGGACCUACUCCCCUGCCCCUGAUCGGGAAUUUCCUACAGAUUAAGUCAUCUAAAACCUUACAAUCUCUUCUCAAGCUUCGUGAUAAAUACGGCUCUGUUUUCACUGUCUAUUUUGGAACACGUCCAAUUCUGGUCUUAUGUGGGCAUCAAGCUGUGAAGGAGGCCUUAGUCGACAAAGCAGAAGAGUUCAGUGGAAGGUCUACUCUACCUACACUCGAGCGGACCUUCCAAGGAUAUGGUGUGGUCUUUGCCAAUGGAGAACGGUGGAAGCAAAUGCGUCGGUUCUCCCUCACCAUCUUGAGGAGUUUUGGAAUGGGGAAAAAAUCCAUUGAAGAGAGAAUCAAAGAGGAAGCCCAGUUCCUGCUGGAGGAAUUUCGGAAGACGAAGGAAAAGCCUAUUGAGCCCACCUACUUCUUAAGCCGUGCGGUCUCCAAUGUCAUUUGCUCCAUUGUUUUUGGGGACCGCUUUGACUAUGAGGACAAGGAAUUCCAAGCCCUCAUGGAGAUGAUGAACAACAGCUUCCGGGAGAUGAGUUCAAGCUGGUCCCAGUUCUAUGACAUCUAUGUCGACUUCCUGAAGUACUUCCCAGGGCCUCAUACAAAGAUCUAUGAUAUCUUGGAAGAUAUGAGAAUCUUCAUUGCCAAGAGAGUGAAGCAAAAUCAAGAGGCCUUUGAUCCCAACUUCCCACGUGACUUUAUUGAUUGCUUCCUCAUCCAGAUGGAAAAGGAAAAAAAUAAUCCGACCAGUGAGUUUAAUGUCAAGAACCUGGAGCUCAACACACUUAAUCUGUUCUUUGCUGGAACAGAGACGGUCAGCUCCACCUUGAGAUUUGGUUUCCUGCUUUUGAUGAAAUAUCCUGAGGUGCAAGCAAAAAUGCAUGAGGAAAUUGAUCGAGUGAUUGGCCGUAAUCGUGUCCCAAACAUUGAUGACCGGAGUGAAAUGCCAUAUACAGAUGCUGUCAUCCAUGAAGUACAGAGAGUCAGUGAUCUCCUCCCUAUGGAUCUGGCCCACAGGCUUACUCGUGACACUGAAUUCAGAGGAUACCUCCUCCCUAAGGGGCUGGAGGUCUACCCACUGCUUACCACUGUCUUGCAUGACCCCACAAUGUUUAAAAGCCCAAAUAUUUUCAACCCAGAGAAUUUCUUGGAUGAGAAUGGACGCUUCAAGAAGAACGAUGCCUUUGUGCCCUUCUCCUCAGGGAAACGGAUGUGUCUGGGUGAAGCAUUGGCCCGCAUGGAGCUUUUCCUCUUCUUCACCACCACUCUGCAGAGUUUCCAGUUGAAGCCCCUUGUGCCUCCACAAGACCUUGACAUAAGCCCGCAGGAGAGUGGCUUUGGCAACAUCCCACCCUUCUACCAGCUCUCCAUCAUUCCACGCUGACCCUGAGGUCCCUUUCUGUCCCAGUCUUGGGGCAAGCUUAAUUCCCAGAGUUCAAAGGGAAAAACCAAGCUGCUUAUUCAACGCUUUGGUUCUUAUACACAGGGUUGAGUUUUUCUGUAAGAAAAUGUCUUCCAUUUUCCACUCCUGGGUUAGUGUGUAUUGUCCUGGUGUGCUAUUGAAACCCCAGUCAAGUUAUAAGGAUGUUGUUGACCCAUUCUAGCAUUUCCUAUCUUCUGGAGAAUCCCAGGAAUAUGAUGCCUUUACUGUUUUAUGUAUAUCUAGAGCUAAAUGUCUGUAAAGUACACAGGUUGCCUUUACACUAUCUCAUUUUAAAACUGUGGUUGGAAUUCCCUAAGAUUGUUAUGUAUACAUUCUUUAGCUAUCUUAACACUACGUUUAUGGAUUCAACAUUCAUAUCUUAAAGA
Molecule: messenger RNA, 1910 nt
Organism: Anolis sagrei ordinatus
Lineage: Eukaryota; Metazoa; Chordata; Lepidosauria; Squamata; Anolidae
Product: cytochrome P450 2G1-like
Biological process (GO): xenobiotic metabolic process; epoxygenase P450 pathway
Cellular component (GO): cytoplasm; intracellular membrane-bounded organelle
Molecular function (GO): oxidoreductase activity, acting on paired donors, with incorporation or reduction of molecular oxygen, reduced flavin or flavoprotein as one donor, and incorporation of one atom of oxygen; iron ion binding; arachidonate epoxygenase activity
Source: RefSeq, a predicted model, not a curated record